AUGUCAUUGUAUAGAUUCGAUUUGUUAAAAUUUAGAACCCUUUUGCCCGUUUUUUCGACCAGAGUUUAGGUAUAUUCGCUAAGAACGAAGUUAGCACAAGGAUCGAGGAUGGGUCACCGCAACAUUUGCUGCAACGGCUGUCAAAUGACGAUCUUCCAGGGUAGCCGCUUCCGGUGUUUGCGCUGCGUGAACUAUAACCUAUGUGACAUAUGCUACGAUCAUCAGAUAGAAACGGAAGAGCAUCGCGCCAAUCAUCCCAUGCAAUUGUUCCCUGACUCGGACGAUCUGGUUCCGCUGCUUUACGGCGAAAUCCCAGAGCUGGUCCACCUGUCCAAUUGCUUCACCUGUCCACAUUGCGGCCUACUUGCGCUCACAGCGAAGCGGUUCAUCGAACAUGUUUACGUUCAACAUCGGGUGUCCAAUGAAUAUGUGGUCUGCCCCAUGUGCGCCGGACUGUCGGCCGCCGAACUGGUGGCCAUACGCCACCUUUCCAAACAUCUCCUGCACAACCACAUCGAUCACGCCAAUUACCUAGAGCCCGACACACCGCCACUACGCCGAAUAUUUACCCGUAAUCACAUGCGCCACCACCGCCAAUCGCAGUUGCAAACAACUCCGAAUUCAAGGAUAUUCGAUAUAUCCGUAUGGCUGUCAACUGGACGUGUGAGCUCCGAUCCCCAGCUCCUAAGCAACAAUGAUCCUCCAGAGGAGGCAGCCAAUUCAGAGUCCCUGGCGUUAGGCUUGAGUUCCGGGGGGCCAUUCGAACACGACGACGACAGAUAUGUUCUACUUCAGUGGAUUGCACAGCAAAAAGUGCAGUGCCACGAUACGGACGAAUCUCAAAGGCUGCGGCGAACCCUCUUCGUUGAGCACUUGCUGAUUUCCAUGCUGUGCUGCGAGGAGUUGCAGUUGCCGGAUGGAGACAGACGAAUACGGGAAGGAAAUGGGGAGAGUGAUCUAGACCAGGAAAACCAUAGCAGUCUGGUCAAGGUCAUGUCAGUGAUGUCACUGCCGUGGACAGGAGUUUGGCAGACCAACCAGCUAGACGGAUCGGAGGGGGAAGGCGAGAUACGGGCAGCCAAAAAAGAUGGAGUCGAUCUGGACAAGGUGCAGAUCGAGGAGCACAAAAGGGUGGCUGCUGAGGAGGCCAUUGAUUAGGAUACUCGAAAUUGUAUCUGUUUUUUCAAUCAUGUUGAAUCCGCUUUUUAGUUGCGUUACAUAUUUC
Molecule: messenger RNA, 1225 nt
Organism: Drosophila melanogaster (fruit fly)
Lineage: Eukaryota; Metazoa; Arthropoda; Insecta; Diptera; Drosophilidae
Exons: 1
Coding region: 109-1158 (349 amino acids)
Biological process (GO): regulation of cell communication; regulation of signaling
Molecular function (GO): ubiquitin protein ligase activity; zinc ion binding
Source: RefSeq, marked reviewed